Molecule: messenger RNA, 1403 nt
Organism: Brassica napus (rape)
Lineage: Eukaryota; Viridiplantae; Streptophyta; Magnoliopsida; Brassicales; Brassicaceae
Exons: 6
Coding region: 320-643 (107 amino acids)
Source: RefSeq, a predicted model, not a curated record
AAUCGAACCCAAUACAAAAGACGAGUUUCGUCUUCUCCAAAGUAGUAGCCACCAAAAUCUAGGGUUCGUGUUUUGCUUAGAUCGUCAAGACCAGUUACGUUCUUCUUCCUUCUUUGACACCAAAGCGUGGUUCUGUAGCACCAACGGUUCGUCCAUGUGAUCCCGACUCUUAUAUCCGCUCAGUCUGCAUUGCGGCUGUGUCAGCGAUCUCUUCUCAAUGCACAGAUCAUAGUGGCGUUGUGUCUUGCAGCGGCGAUUGAUGCUGUGGAGGAUCCGGUUCGGUUAAGGCAUGUGUUUCUUUCUAGGCUGAAGAGAGGUGAUGAAUCAGAAGAUGAACAGACCUGACUUUAUCAUUGGCCCAGCGUUAAUUGGAAAGUAUCCAACUCAGCAUACUGCUAUUGACAAGUUCAUGGUCUAUAAACUGAUAAAAACGAGUGGGAUUGGUGUAAUCAAAAGGAUAUUGACUUUAUCUGCACCAAAAAGGUCACCGGUAUCAAGAUGUAAAAAGAUGGUGUUACGUUUCUUGCCCCAGCUGUACCAAGAAGCUUCAACGGACUGUCUCAGCCUUUUCCGUGUGCACUGCAACAAUACUAAUGUUGUUGGUGUCGUCCGAAAUAUAUCGUGUGGAGAUUACCAUUGCUGAUGAUACUGCUGAUGGUCUAUUUGUUAGUUUGAUGGGAUAAUGACGAAACUACAUAACAUCAUAACCUAUGAAACUGGUCAUCUGUUGGUACGUGACUAUUCCAUCUCAUAUCAUCGUUUGGUCCGAUUAUGUUCUCAUACACUUGCAAUCAACCACUGGUCACUUAGUCUGGAGAGGGUGUGAACCCGGAGGAGACUCAGGUCCCCCCUUUUAUUGCAGACAUAGUAGUCAAGACCUACACGUUCUAGGUCAAGGCCGGUUAGUAUCUACAACUUCACAGCAAAUCAUCAAGCUUUCGCAAUCUCAAGCAUCCUUAGCGAAGGUGGCCGUAUGCCACUCUCUGCCUUUGUUGACGAUGGAGCAAAGAUGACAGUGGAGAUGAUAUAUGCUUCGUGUCAACUCAGUACCUGCUAAGGUGGACAUUGGUGGUAGUACGUAGUUUUCAGGAAGCAUCAACUACAUGAGCAGCUCCAAGUGGUGUCAGACACAAAGAAGCAUCCAGCGCAAGCCGCUUCCAAGAUGUCCAAGAAAACACGCAUGGCAUAGGUUAAGAUAGUGAGAGCAUUAGACGCAGUAUUUCCUCUUUGAACAAUGCUAAUGCGUCAAUUUUUUUUUGAACAAGUUUGUUUUUUGUUUCCCCCCUUUUGGGUAAUCUAUGUUUGGUUCAGACGAUUUUUAUAAAAAUGUCUGAGCUUUAACUGGUUUGUAUAUUUAGUACCAUUCGUCAUUUAAUUACUAAGAUUCAGUUUAUAUAAACGAA